CUUAUUCGAGCGAUUUCCCGAUAAAGAUAAACGUUCAAAGUAAAUUCUUCAUCGACAAUUUCAGUAUUUGUGAAUCAUGAAGUAAAACGUUUGAAUUUAUAUCGUACAUCUGCUUUUGUUCUAAAAUAAUCCGAUUUAUGACAUUUAAAAUUAGGAUUGACAAGUCCCCACAAAACCCGGAAGUAAACAUUAUUAUUUCAAAACAUGUUUUCAAAAUUGUCACUAUAAAUCGCAUUAAUAGAUAAUUCCAACGAUGAAAUGUCUAUUUAGGCAAUCAUAGAUAACACCAAUGUAUUUUACAGAUGCAUUCGUGAUAUUAAAUUGCCUUGUACAUCUGCAAUGUGCAUUAGGAGCCCCUCACAAUGUGCUGCUCCUUGUGGUUGAUGACCUUAGACCAGCGCUAGGUUGCUAUGGCGACAGCCUUUUAAAAACACCAAAUAUUGACCAGUUAGCAUCAAAGUCAGUCCAGUUUAAUAAUGCAUAUGCCCAGCAAGCUAUAUGCGGUCCAAGUAGGGCAUCUUUCUUGACCAGUCGCAGGCCCGAUACUACAUACGUGAUAGAUAAUCGUAUGUUCUGGCGAAAAGUGGGUGGCAACUUCACAACAAUACCACAAUAUUUCAGAGAAAAUGGCUAUCAGACCUAUUCCAUUGGAAAAAUAUUUCACCCAGGAAGAAGCUCCAACUACACAGAUGACCUCUACUACAGCUGGUCUGCUCCUACAUGGCACCCUCCAACACAGAGCUACAAACAAUCAAAGGUAUGUCCGAGUGCCAAUGGUCAUCUCCACCAGAACAUUGUGUGUCCUGUUGAUGUUGCCAAGCAACCAGGCCAAAGUCUUCCUGACAUUCAGAGCACGGGAGAGGCUAUCAAGAUGCUCCAACAGAAAUCAAGUGAGAGGCAAUAUGGCUCAACUACUCCAUGGUUUCUAGCUGUAGGAUUUCACAAGCCCCAUAUACCAUUGAAAUAUCCCAAGGAAUAUUUAGACCUAUAUCCAUUAUCCAAGAUUCACCUUGCCCCUGACCCUGUGCUGCCCCCUGAUCUUCCAUCAGUGGCCUGGAAUCCUUGGGCUGACCUACGCAAACGUGAUGACGUCAAGGCUCUCAAUGUGUCAUUCCCUUAUGGACCCUUACCUGACAGCUAUCAGUUAUCGGUGAGACAGAGUUAUUAUGCUGCUACAUCAUACAUGGAUGACUACCUUGGGCAGGUCUUAGCCACACUCAGCAAAGAGGGAUUUGCCAAUGAUACCAUCAUAGCGUUAAUAGCUGAUCAUGGUUGGUCACUAGGGGAGCAUCAAGAGUGGUCAAAGUUUAGUAACUUUGAUGUGGCAACCCGAGUUCCCAUGUUAUACUACAUACCUGGUGUAACUGUCAAUUUCUCACAGACACACUUCAAACAUAUUAAUCCAUUUGAUGGCAUGAGUGAUCAUGAAGUUGAGAGUGAUUUGGCCAUUGGCAAUGACGUGGAUAGUACUGUUGUUCGAAGUGUUAAACACAUUCAUCCAUUUGAUGAUAUGAAUGAUAUCAAUGCUGAGAAUGACUGGGCAAUGGAUGCCGAUGCCAAACGAGAUGUGGAUAAUACUGCUACAAGUGGUGCAAGAAAUAUGAACUCCUGGCAGAAAGUGUCUUCAAACUCAAAGUCAUUAAAAUUAUAUUUCAAAUCUUUAUUAAAUUCAGAAUCUCAUAGAGAAAAUCUCAUUAUAAAAAGGAAACAUAAUACCAAGGUAUCUCCUUUAUCAUACAGAGUGCCAAUGAAAGAAAAUGAUAGUCAUCGGUUCAUGACAAAUGUGAAUGUAGAACUAGUUGACUUGUUUCCUACAUUGGUGGCAGCGGUUGGACUACUUGAGGUAACAAAAUGCCCAAAGAUAUCAAAUAACAUUACCACAUGUACUGAAGGCUCAAAUCUUUUACCGCUUAUCAAAAACAUUACCCAAGGACGAGGCUAUAUGUGGCCAGAUAUUGCUUUCACUCAGUACCCACGGCCUUCAUUAAUUCCCCAGGAAAACAGUGACCAACCUCAUGUGAAAGAUCUGAAAUACAUGGGGUAUUCGAUACGAACCAAGAGAUAUAGGUAUACAGAAUGGGUGAGAAUGUAUAUUGUUGAAAAGGUACACUAUCGGGCUGAUUGGGAGAAUGUCGCUGCCACAGAACUCUAUGAUCAUCAUCACGAUUUACAUGAAGACAACAACAUUGUAAAAGUGCCAAAGUAUAGCAAAAUAGUUGUAGAAUUAUCUGAUGCAUUGCGAAAACAAUUCAAGAAAUAUUAGGUUAGUAUAACUUUAUCUAUGUACAGUUUGACUAGUUGUUUAUUUAUCAAUUAUAUCAAUGUUCAGUGUACUGGCAGCUGACAACCAUGCGGGUGUAUAUAGUAUAGUUACAUACGAUUAUGAUGACAUAUGAUGUAAAGGUCAAUCAAUGUGAUUCCAGUCC
Messenger RNA from Owenia fusiformis, 2426 nucleotides. The record is from the annotation of a GenBank genome assembly. NCBI's taxonomy places the organism in Eukaryota, Metazoa, Annelida, Polychaeta, Sabellida, Oweniidae.